GCGUGAGGACACGACGGCGGUCACACGCACUCACAGCAGCCUCAUUUAUCUCAAUGAUCGGGUCUCUCAACCCCCGCUGCAAAGCACAGGCGAGAGUUCUCAGGGGGUACAAGGAUGUCAGCCAGAAGGCUUGACCCUCCGUUUGUUCGGGUCUGGAGAAUGUGAGCCCCCGCUGGAAGAUCGCACGCGGGGGCGAGUCCGCAAUCUUUUGGUCGAUCUCAGAGAUCGGUGCCCCCGUCGGAAUUACGUGCUCAGGGGCAAGACCAAGCAAGCAAGCUGCGUGGGAGGAGAGACUCGCACGCGAGCCGGGUCAGGCAUGUAGGCUCGCGGAUGACAAUAGAGACAAUUGUGCGUUCGUGCGAGGGCCGCGGUCGAGGUCGCUGCGCGGGGAUAGCGAGAAGUUGAGGCUAUGCAGGAGGCGGGGGAUUGAAGGCCGCUCAUCGCGGUCGUGAGCCAUCGAUGUCGCGCUGCGCAGUGCGGGCGCAAUGCAGGCGCAAUGCAAAGACGCCAGCACCUAGAGCAGUUUUGUUUGCAGGGAUGUCGCGUCAUGUCCCGUGAGUUGAAAAUGAAUCAACGCACGGGCUGCUCGGCAGGAAAGGAGGCGACACGCGACGAAGGGAUGCGGGGAGGGUGGGGGUACGAGAGAAAGAGAGAACAAGGCGCCGUGUUAGACGCGCUCGGAGGGCGCAGGAACCGUGUCUGGAACGUUCCCACGAUCCUCCUGCCGAACAGUCCCUGGGGCGAAGUCGCGCAGCGUCCCACCGCGUCCCACCUCGACGAACGAUGCAUGAUUCUCCACCUCGUCAAACGCACGGGCCAGCCGGAGAUAAGGUCAACCCUUUCUCACGUGGUUUACACUCGGGGCCCCGCCGCGCUCCCCGCUCAGCGACGAGCCGCCUCUGGUGCAGCCGGGGCCGGAAUAUGGAUGGGACAGCCUGGCGCCCCUCGAAGCGGAGCCAGAGCGGAGUCGCUCCGUGUGCCCGCCGCGCAGCCAUUUCGAGCGAGACGCCUUCCCCCGCAUUCCCCGCCGACGUCAUUUUCCGCCCCGCUUUGCGCGUCGGUUUUCACAUGCCAGGCCGUUCCGUCUCGCCCUGCCAGGCCCCUGCGCUCCAUCGCCUUGGAUGCCGACGGGCACGAGCUGAGCAGGACAUGAUGCACUUAAGGAUUAUCGGCUGAAAGGGCAAAGUCGCCUGGCCCUCCGUUUUCACGUUCUUUUCCCUUCUCGUUCCGUCUUUGACUCAAGACCGGUCGGGUUCGAUAUCCUACGCCUGCUCCCCUCUCCACCCUUCGUCUCUCUCGCCGGUCCCGGCUCUCUGCUUGCCAUCCGCGUUGCAUCUGGAAUCACUCGUCGCGAAAAGACGCUCGUCUAUCAGCGUGUAAACUACAUCGAACAUGUCGAGAUCGAGAGACAAGAAGCCUGUGGGCUUUGGUACCCACAUCACCGCGGGAGGCAUCGCAGGCGCGAUGGAGGCGCUCUGCUGUCAACCCCUCGACACCAUCAAAGUGCGCAUGCAGCUCUCGCGUUCAGGACGCGCACCAGGCACAAAAGCGCGCGGCUUCAUCGCGACGGGAGCGCACAUCGUGCAGCGCGAGACCGCGCUCGCGCUCUACAAGGGCCUCGGCGCGGUAUUAACCGGUAUCGUCCCCAAGAUGGCGAUCCGCUUCGCGUCGUUCGAGACGUACAAGGGUUGGCUGGCGAACAAAGAGACGGGCGUGACGAGCGUGGGGAGCAUCUUCCUCGCGGGCCUUGGUGCGGGCACGACAGAAGCCGUGCUGGUCGUGACCCCGAUGGAGGUUGUCAAGAUCCGGCUGCAGGCACAGAUGCACUCGCUCGCGGACCCGCUCGAAGCGCCACGGUAUCGCAACGCAGGGCAUGCAGUGUACACCAUCGUCCGUGAAGAGGGCGUGCGCACGCUCUACCGCGGGG
Messenger RNA from Heterobasidion irregulare TC 32-1, 1927 nucleotides. RefSeq lists its product as uncharacterized. Bases 497 to 1153 code for a protein of 218 amino acids. Lineage: Eukaryota; Fungi; Basidiomycota; Agaricomycetes; Russulales; Bondarzewiaceae. The transcript is spliced from 4 exons. The record is from RefSeq and is a predicted model, not a curated record.